Messenger RNA from Rhincodon typus (whale shark), 2533 nucleotides. RefSeq names its product 2'-5'-oligoadenylate synthase-like protein 2. Gene Ontology annotation, cellular component: membrane; cytosol; nucleoplasm. Gene Ontology annotation, molecular function: double-stranded RNA binding; 2'-5'-oligoadenylate synthetase activity; protein binding. The record is from RefSeq and is a predicted model, not a curated record. NCBI's taxonomy places the organism in Eukaryota, Metazoa, Chordata, Chondrichthyes, Orectolobiformes, Rhincodontidae. Gene Ontology annotation, biological process: negative regulation of viral genome replication; defense response to virus; regulation of ribonuclease activity.
AUGGAUUUAUACAGAACUAAACCGAGGAGGCUGGAUGACUUCAUGAAACAAAAUCUGGAGCUGAGUGAAUUUAACUUAGAACUAAGAAAUACAGUACAUACAAUUGAAUUUUCAAGGAAACGAUGUUUCAUCAAACAACCUGGGAUCAAAAUUAUCAGAGCUGUUAAAGGAGGGUCUUCAGGCAAAGGAACAGCUUUAAGGAAUGGUUUAGAUGCAGAUCUUGUUGUCUUCCUCAGCUGUUUCCAGAGUUUUCAGGAGCAGAGAAACACAAAGCAGGAAAUUCUAGAAGAAAUUCAGGAAAUACUGCAACAGUGUGCUUUAGGCAAUGCCUACAAAAUCAUUGAUAUUAGCAUGAGUUUCACACAGAACAGCAACAUCCCUCCAAAGUCUUUGAGCUUUGCAGUAAAAUCAAGGAAAAAGUCGAGCAAUGUGAAUUUUGAUGUUUUGCCAGCCUUUGAUGUAUUCGAGGAAUCAUGUGAUGCAAAUGAAGCCCAUCUCAAGCUAAUGAAACUUGUAAGUGAAUAUGGCGAUCCAUGUCGUGAAUUUUCAGUCUGUUUUACUGAGCUUCAGAGGAAAUUUGUGAAGCAAUGUCAGCAAACACAAACCCGCCCAAAUGCCCAGGUUUAUGUGGACCUGAUUAAGGCCAAAGGAUUUGGAGGAGAAUUCUCAACAUGCUUCACUGAACUUCAGAGAAACUUUGUAAAGUGCCAUCCAGUUAAACUAAAGGACCUGAUCCGCCUUGUGAAACACUGGUAUAUAGAGUAUGUCCGACCAUACAAAUGUCAACUAAGAAGUGGAGAGUUCCUCCCACCAAAAUAUGCUCUGGAGCUGCUGGUCAUCUAUGCAUGGGAGAGCAUGGGUAGGGGAGACAAUUUCGAUACUGCUGCAGGAUUCCGCACAGUAAUGGAACUGAUUGUUAGAUACAGAGAGCUAUGCCUUUACUGGAACACGUACUAUAACUUCGACAAUUGUUUUGUGGCUGACUUCUUGAAAAGCAAACUUAAAGAACCAAGACCGAUGAUACUCGACCCUGCAGAUCCAACAGGAAAUGUUGCUAGAAAUGCUCGAUGGGACUUGGUUGCAACGGAGGCCAAAAAAUGCUUACAGCAAGUCUGUGCACAGAAUGUUGAACCCUGGAAAUUUGAGCCAACGCCGCAGUUUAAAAUCACUGUGAUUAGCCUGAAUGGCUCCUCAUUAGACAUGAUGGCCAACAUUGACACCAAAAUCUCAAUGAUCAAGGAACAAAUCCAUCAAGCCCAGAACAUUUCAGUUCACCAUCAACGCCUGAUAUUCAAUGAAACCAUUCUGAAUGAUGGCAAAACCUUAUUGGAUUCUGGAAUAUUCUUUCAUGCAAAGCUCCAACUAAUUGUGAUAAACUCAAUGGAGAUAUUUGUAAGGAAUCCAAAUGGACAAAACCUGGAAAUUAAUGUGUUCCCAACUGACAAGGUUUUGAGCCUGAAAAAUAAGAUCCAAUCUGUGGAGUGUAUUUCUCCAAGCCAGUACUACCUGACCUUUCAGUCAAGAAUACUUGAAGAUGGGCACACGCUGGCACACUACGGCAUUGAGCACCAUUCUACCAUUGACAUCAACUUGCGUCUCCGCGGGGGCAGGGGAACUUGAAAAUUAACACCAGUACUAAAAAGUUUAAAAUAAAUGUUAAUGACACAUCUUAUCAACUGGAUUGAAUUAGAACACGUCACAAAUCUAUAUACUACAUAUUAGUCCUUUCAACUGAUUUAUCUAUAUUUUAGGUAUUUUCAAAUAUGCCUAAAAUUUAAAUGAAAUUUACAUUGAGAAUGAGAUGAAACUUCAAGUAAUGUUUGAAGUGAAGAUGACCCUGUGCAUUUUGAAACAUGUAUUCAACUAUGAUUCACUGCAAGAAUGGUACUUUGAAUGCAAUAUAUUUUAAUCUCCAAAGACCAAUAGAACUUUUGCCCAUUUUCUUUGUUUGAAUGUGAUUACUCCCACCACUCCUCCAGGCCAGUUGAUGUGACCAAUCACUGCUUGAGGUUUUUGAGAUCAGCCUGUGAUUCGGAAAUAACUUGUUCCUCCUGUCUGCUCUGCAUAGCACAUUGGAGAUGGCAACAAGUGGCCCUCCUCUCAAAAUUAAUGAAAUAACGCUCACAUUUAUUUUAUUUUUAUAUUGCACAAAUUGUGUUGCCAACUGCAGCAGUGAAUUAAUAACGCUCUUUUUAAUUACAGUAGUUUAUUCGACUGGUUUUGUAUUUUUAUAGGUUCUGUAUUCAUUUGCUGUCAUGAUCUGUUUGGAAUGUUUUACAUUUGUUUACAUAGAGUAGGAAUAUUAUUUGCUAAGUACGUAUUAUGUAUUACAAUAGUCAUAGUUUCAUAGAAUUAUACAAUUUGGAGGAAGGCCAUUCAGGCCAUCAUUUUGAUUUGGGAAAUUUGAAGAAGCUAUCCAAUUGCCUUUUUAAAUAAAUUUCGCUCCAUGCUUUUUUAAAGGUACUAUUGAAUCUGCUGUGCAAUAUCACAACAGACUGAAUAUGUAACAAUGCAAAGUAAAGAUCUUUGACAA